CCAUUUGUUUGAUAGUAGUUAAUACAUAUAAAAUACAAACCAAACUUGACAACUUGCCAACCUUCAUAUACCCAAAAUGAACGUCACAACAGACUCCGAAACACCAUCGUACACCACCACAACCAUCAAGAGUCCACCAGGACGCCACGACUACUUAUUCGUCGUCGGGUUCUUUUUAACAACCAUCUUCCUAUUUACCAUCACCUACGUUUAUUACAUCUGCAAGCGGUCUCGAUCACCACCACCAUCUGAAACCAACGAGGAUGCACACAACCGCCACCUCAUACGAUUGUCUAGGGGUCUUGACGAAGAUGUUCUUGUAACGUUCCCGACGUCUGUUUACUCUGAGACAAAGGUGCCUCAUACUGGCACCGUUGCUAACGGAUCCGGAUGCUCUAUAUGCUUGGGGGAUUAUAUGCCAGCUGACGUAGUUCGGAUGUUGCCAGAAUGUGGUCACUUGUUUCAUGUCGGGUGUAUAGAUACGUGGUUGAAGGCUCAUCCUACUUGUCCCAUGUGUCGAACCUCGCCACUUGGCGUAUCAACUUAACAAGUUGAAUCGACAAAAAACAAAGUCGAUGUGUAAGUAAUAAUAUCAACAAGCAAAAGUAUUUAUUUAGAUAGUUAAUGUAGUAGUUUGUAAUGUCUAAGAGUUAUGUAUAUAAAUAUAUGCAUUCUUGUAAUGUUUUGGUUGGGAAAGGAAAACACCUUUCAUAUA
This is a messenger RNA of Helianthus annuus (common sunflower), 715 nucleotides long. Its product is annotated as RING-H2 finger protein ATL70. The record is from RefSeq and is a predicted model, not a curated record. Bases 77 to 547 code for a protein of 156 amino acids. The transcript has a single exon. Lineage: Eukaryota; Viridiplantae; Streptophyta; Magnoliopsida; Asterales; Asteraceae.